Messenger RNA from Folsomia candida, 1077 nucleotides. RefSeq lists its product as uncharacterized. Gene Ontology annotation, molecular function: diacylglycerol O-acyltransferase activity. The record is from RefSeq and is a predicted model, not a curated record. The transcript has 4 exons. Gene Ontology annotation, biological process: glycerolipid biosynthetic process. Bases 1 to 1077 code for a protein of 358 amino acids. NCBI's taxonomy places the organism in Eukaryota, Metazoa, Arthropoda, Collembola, Entomobryomorpha, Isotomidae.
AUGAAUCCAAUGCUCAGUGCCAGGCGGGCGGCUUGCGCCUGCGCGGGAGUCCCGCUCAUAUUCAUUUGUUACCUGGUAUUUUCUCUAGUUCGGCUUAUCGUCUCUUUUUCAGCCAGAGUGACACGGGUUAAGGUAAAGAAGCUAAUUCCUGCCCCGUGCACCCUUCUAUCCCUCCUACCAAGCAUCAACUGCUCAGUGGUGGUCACGUGCGUGCUGGAUAAGCACGUGCCGCUGGACAAGGUGUGCGGCAAGUUUGAAAAGGUGGUGGAAGAACGGGAAAAUGAGAGACUUCGCUACUUUCCGAAAACCUGGAUGGGGUAUAGUUUCUGGGCGGACGAGGAAGACUUCGAUGUUACCCGGCACAUCUCAGAAAUCGGGGUGGACGAGGGGAAAAACAUUGUUUGGCAAGCACCCAUAGUGGUAACAUUGGAUGACCCAGAUCUCGAUAAAGUAGAGGAGCUAAUUCUCGCGGCAGAAUUCCCAAGGGGGCAGAGCCCCUGGAAAGUGUUCAUCCUUCGCGGUGUCGCCAAUAAGGACGUCUACUUCCUAAAAUUCCAUCACGUCUUGGCCGACGGAUUCAGCAUGAUGAAACUUCUCGCCGACAUUUGUGAUCCACCGAUCCGGGAACCAAUAUUUCUCCGCGAUCCAGCCGCGCCCUCGCGCCUUCCCGCGCUACUUAGCCCACUCAUCACAAUUCUUGCCUUAAUUAGUAUGGCGGAUUGGCUAACUUUUACGGAAGUUGAGGGCAAGUCGCUCCCCCUCCUGUGGGACACGGGGGAAGAGGAAAAAGGUGGGGAAACCUUGUCUCACGUUGUGUCCGCCCAGUCUUUGCCGAUCUCUGCGUUUAAAAAGGUGAGCCGACGGCUUGGCGUGAGUCACUUGGCGGUCUUCUUGCAAGCAGUGACCACGGCGGUGGGCAAGUUCUGGGGGUUGAGAUCGCAAACUCCGCUGGAAGGGAUUUCGUCCUCGAUAAUCUUGCCAGUGCCGGGACAUCCGGAUACACUUUGUAAUCAUUGGUUUGAACUUUUACCGAAAUUGAUCAGAAACUAUGGUGCUGUCAGGGUAAAAUUUCCUUAG